UUCCUUCCCAGAUAAAUUAAACAUUGAUUGACAUUGAAUUGCAUUUUUAUAGUGCAUCCAUUGUAGUAGCAAUUACACCUAAUACAGAGAAAAAUUAUUCAUAAUUAUUAUACACAAUUCAAAUAGUGCAGAAAACUGAAAAAACAGAGAAAAAGUAACAUUUUUUUCCAAUUAAAUCAUUUCACGUCUCAUUAAAAAAUUAUCAAUUAUUAUCAUAACUAAUUAGUCAAUUAAUUUUAUACCAUGUCAUCCAUUCGUUCGAAUAGAUCAACGCCAACAUCAAGAACAUCGGCCAAUAAUACAACAAGCACAACUACAACUACAACAACACUACAUUCUUAUCAACAUCCCAACUAUUUAGAUAAAGAAUCAUUAGCUGCAACAAAAAUUCAAGCUGGUUAUCGUGGUUAUUGUACACGUAAAAAAUAUGGUAAUUUAACACUGAACUCAUCGUCAUCGCGUAACUCAUCAUCGCUGUCACCAAAUAAUAAUAAUAAUAAUUAUAAUUUAUAUGCAGAUAGAAAAUCACAUACUACUACUACUAACACUACUACUGAAUUAGACAAUGCAGCCACACGAAUACAAGCUAGUUAUCGUGGUUAUUUAACUAGGAAAGCAUUACGUGAUCAUGAUAACCAUGAUGACAAUGAUGAGAGAAUGCUUAAAAGUAAUGAACAAAAAUUGAAUUAUUUCAGUAUCGAUGAUCAUCAUCAUCAUCAUCGUGGAAACGAUGAAGAUUUCGAUGGAAAAAUUAAAGCUGUGACAAAAAUUCAAGCUGGUUAUCGUGGUUAUAAAACAAGGAAAUCAUUAGCUCCAUUAUUACAUCAUCAUCAUCAUCAGGAUGGACAGAAUAAAGAAAAUCACAAUUAUGCCCGAUAUAAAAUUAAUCAUCCUCAUCCCCAUCAUCAUCCUCAUCAUAAUUAUAAUCAAGAAAGAAAAUUCAGCUCCAAUUCAUCGUGUUGUUUUAUUAAUGAUCCAGAAUUAGCUGCAACUAAAAUACAAGCAACAUUUCGUGGUUAUAGGACAAGACGUCAUUUACCUAAAUAAUCAUCAUCAUAAUCAUCAUCAUCAUAAUCACCAUAAUCAUAGAAGCACAAUCCCAUCAUACAUAUAAAUAUAUAUAUACAUAUGAAUUGAAUGUGAAUGUGUGUGUGUGUGUGUGCGAGUAAUGCUAUCCACAUUGAAACGAUACUGAUAAGAUGACGCCUAUUAUUAUUAUCAUUAUUCUACUACAACUAUUACAACUACUACUGUGGCCAUGAACAACACGCCCCCCUCAAUCAACUCUAUCUCGCCCUCUCGCACUCACCAAUACACACACACACACACACUCAUCUUCUCAACAUCUCCUUAAGGUUAGAUCAAAAUAAACACACAAACAAACAUUUGUUGCAUGCUCAUUUUAUCAUUGAUAUUUUACAUUUUCUGAUGUUUUCUUGGCAAACGACUUACUUCAUAAAAAAAAUGUAAAGUACAUUUGAUUCUUCCGCCGCCGCCACCGCCGCCAUAUUCAAUUCAUGUUACAAUGAAAAAUUAAAACAAAACAAAAUGACCAAAAAAAAACUAACUCAUCAAUAUUUGUUUUUUUUCUAUAAUCUCACACUUAGUUUAUUAAAAUGAUAUAUAUAAAAAUAUAUGCAUAUAUAUAUUUUUUGUUUAAAUAUUCAUGUGGUAUAAUUU
Molecule: messenger RNA, 1680 nt
Organism: Schistosoma turkestanicum
Lineage: Eukaryota; Metazoa; Platyhelminthes; Trematoda; Strigeidida; Schistosomatidae
Source: the annotation of a GenBank genome assembly